UCACGCUGCUCGGCUCGACGGCUGCUCGCUCAGCCGCUCCAGUAUCAUGCCCUCCAGCUCGGCCUUGGCGGCGCUCUCAGGAGAUGCCGAAAGCACCUCAACGAUGCUCGUCUGAGUGACGUGCUCAGGAGGGAUCGCCGACUUGCCCGCCUCAGUCGUGUCCACUCGCCGUGCCAAUUAACCACUUGCCCCCUCCCCCCUCCCCCCUGUCCUCAGUGGCCGUCCCCCUCGAUUCCUGCGAUCUGCCGUAGCUGCUGCUCAUGCGUUGACACGUCCCCCGACUCCCCCACAGCCACACAUGCUCUGGACGGCGCCCCGUAUUUGUUGGCCGAGCCAGUCGGCAGCACUGACUGCCGCCGACCAGCCGAAGGCGGUGGCGGUGCAAGCGUCCUGCCACGCCGACCGCACCUCCCAGAGGAGGGGGUCGUCGGUGGCCUCCCACAGCUCCCAGCGGCCGCUAAAUGGAUUCUCCUUCCAGCCGCCGUCGAUUAGACAGUCGACCCGCACCCAUUUGGCCGUGAAUGCCUGGAAGUCGAUCUCAUGGGCACGACUGAUGUGGAUGGGUGCGGGCCCGUCAUCGUCCAU
Messenger RNA from Vitrella brassicaformis, 585 nucleotides. NCBI's taxonomy places the organism in Eukaryota, Vitrellaceae. The record is from the annotation of a GenBank genome assembly.